Propithecus coquereli (Coquerel's sifaka) is the source of this 363-nucleotide messenger RNA. RefSeq names its product succinate dehydrogenase complex, subunit D, integral membrane protein (gene SDHD). NCBI's taxonomy places the organism in Eukaryota, Metazoa, Chordata, Mammalia, Primates, Indriidae. The coding region runs from base 40 to 363 and encodes 107 amino acids. The record is from RefSeq and is a predicted model, not a curated record. Gene Ontology annotation, molecular function: heme binding; ubiquinone binding. Gene Ontology annotation, biological process: mitochondrial electron transport, succinate to ubiquinone; tricarboxylic acid cycle. Gene Ontology annotation, cellular component: mitochondrial envelope; membrane. The transcript has 3 exons.
UUCCGGGUUGAUGGAUGACCUUGAGCCGUCUGGAGCAAUAUGGCGGUUCUCUGGAGGCUGAGUGUCCUCGGCGGUGUCCAAGGAGGCAGAGCUGUAUUCCUCCGAACCCCAGUGGUCAGACCUGCUCAGGUCUCAGCAUUUCUCCAGGACCGACCUGCCCCAGGAUGGUGUGGAGCGCAGCACAUACACCUGUCACCGAUCCGCCAUUCUGAUUCCAAGGCUGCAUCUCUCCACUGGACUAGUGAGAGGGUUGUCAGUGUUAUGCUCCUGGGCCUGCUUCCAGCUGCUUAUUUGAAUCCUUGUUCUGCGAUGGACUACUCCCUGGCUGCAGCCAUUACUCUCCAUAGUCACUGGCAAGUAUAG